Molecule: messenger RNA, 2752 nt
Organism: Amorphotheca resinae ATCC 22711
Lineage: Eukaryota; Fungi; Ascomycota; Leotiomycetes; Helotiales; Amorphothecaceae
Exons: 5
Coding region: 172-2571 (799 amino acids)
Source: RefSeq, a predicted model, not a curated record
CAGCUUCAUCCGUCUGAUAAAGCCAUAUCACUCGAUGGUCAAGAUUUUUCCAUGCACAACAAAUAGUACAAGUGCAUCUCAAGUUGAGCGUUAUCUCAAAGACUCCCGCCUUGCGCUCUCCUUCCUUACCUACCUUAGGCAUAGCCUUGAGGCUUGAACAACCUGGACAGAAUGGCGAAUUCUCUCCCAUCGUUUAGUUCGCUGCUUCUAGUGACACUUGUUGUGCUGCUUGUUCUUCCCUCGCCCACUCAUGCUUUUGGGGCAGGUAACGUUCCUUCAAUUUCUCAGGUCGAAGGCCAGAAUUUUCGCCAUGGAGACAUUGAGGACAUGCUCAAAACUAUUGCCUUCAUCAAGGGGCACAAAUGGACAUCCAUGAUGAUCAAGAGGGUGUAUUUUGGAAAUUGGUUGCGGGACUAUUCUCAAGCUGUUGAUGUUGGAAGCUUGAAGGGUGUGAAUGCCCCUACUAUCCGGAUUUUGGUCUGGGUCUUAAGCUUCCUAUCUUUUGGCUAUGCCACAGCCGAGUUUGAAGUCACCGAAGAACGAUUGGGUGUCUAUAGACCAGAAGAACACAUUGACAAUCCUAAAGGUUACGCAGAUGGUAAGGACGCUAGGCAAUAUGAUCCUCGUCUCAGAGGGCCUGUUCAGCAGAUCGAGCUUGAGGUGGACCCAAACACCGGCAUGAAAAACUACAUUGCCAACGAGGGCGGCGGCUGGGCAACCAGUGCAGGCUACAUAAGGUUUAGCUUUUCCAGAAGCAUCCACUUUGGAAGGCUCUAUACUAGUGGAGCAGGUCACACCAAGGGAAGAGAAGCUGAUCUUUGUGAGGCGUUACGGUGCCUGGGCCAAGGACUCCAUUGCUUGGAGGAUUUCGGGGCUCACACGAACUACUGUGAGCUGGCUCUCCGUGAGCUUGGCUACCUUGGUGUUUUUCCGCAUACAGGAAUUGCGACCGAGAUGGAUAUCAGAGGCCGUCGCAUUUUCCCCCUCGUCACAGGAACCUUUGGAGGCGUGGACUUUCUACACUCUGUUCUCGGGGAGGCAACGGAUCACCUGACACAAUCAGAGGUUGAAGAGAUGGAUGUAGCUCUCAAAGCAGCCGAAAAUGCUCAAUCAGGUUCAGGUCAGCGUGGAUUAUUUGACGGCCAACAAGAUUUUGCAAAUCUCAUAUCUCAAAUUCCGGGCAUGGGCAGUGGACUUGCUCAGACUGCUAGGGAUUUGCAAGCUCGGUCCAAGGCUCAAGAGUAUGAGAAUUCCACAGCACAAGCACAAGCCAGCGUUAACACAAGCUUCAUGGGUCCACCUGGCUCGGCAGAAGGCAUGGCAGGCCCAGGUGUUCCUGGCAUGAGCCCCAACUUUGAUCCAAUCAAGACUGCAAAGCAAAUCUACCCAAUUCUCGAGUUCAGAGAUAAGGUCGUCAAAGCAAUCAGCGCAACUAUUGCCAAGAUCCCUGGGCUAGAGCCGUUAAUCGAAAAGAUUAGCGAAACUUUGACUAUGUUCGUCAUGUCCCUUCUUGCCCCAUUCAUUCGGCCCAUAAUCGAAGCCGUCUCUAGUGCUCUAAAGAAGGGAUCAUCAGGCGUUGUGGAGGCGAGUUCUCAUCAGCAAUUCGAACCUUGGAAUGAUCCACACUGCACAGAUCCCACCCAUUCAAUGUUGUCCAAGGACCAUUUUUCGAAUAUAUUAAAUUCAGUUGCAGGCAGAGUUGCAACUACCAUCAUACAAUACGUUACUCCCCGAAUUCUGUAUGCCUGGGAAAACCCAGGGGUUCCAGUUGAGGAGGUAAUGAACGAUAUUGUUCGUGUUUUCCAUCACCCAGCUCUGCGGGAUGAGAGCAUCGAGAUCCAUCGCAACAUGUUCAACACUGUCAGGAGAUGGGUGGAUGAGAGACCAGAUCGCCACAACUUGAACAACGUUCUAGGCUCUGCAUCUGUCAAGGCUGGCCAUAACCACAUCGGCGGCGGCUUGAAGGAUGUCCACGAUCACGGUUCGCUCGGUGGUCAUGGAAAGACAACAGGAUCAAUCUGGUCCGAAAUCAAAAGCCGAGAUUUCGCUGCUAUGGAAGGAAACGACGGAAACCCACAAGCUUCGUACUUGAGCCCAUCCCCUCAACCCGGAUCACCAGGGAGACCGCCCCAGUCCCCUAACUACGGAUACCAAAAUCACCCAGCCCGACCCGACAGCUCCAAUCAUUCUCAUCCCGGUCAUUUGAGUCCCAGUCCUUCGCAUGGAGGCUACGCGGGCGGUCCACCUCCACCGCCAAGCUAUCAAUCAGACUACGGCGGACCUCAACAGCCACCAUAUGGCAUAACUCCACAACAAGCCCCUUAUCCUUACGCCCAGCAGCCUCCAUACGGUGGUCCGGGCCCCUACCAAGGCGGCUAUGAGCAAAGACCUCCCGAAGGAUGGGGUCAAGGACCAUCAGGUUAUCAGAGCGGUCCGCCUCAGCCUUCUUACCCAGCACAGCCGCCAUAUGGCGCUUACCAGACAGGCCCACCCCCUCCACAACCGCCUUACGGGGGCCAACCACCUUAUGGAGGCUAUCAAUACCCGCCUGGAGGAGGCUACGGUUAUUAGAAAUUUCUUUUCCUUUUCGUCGUCUUCUAUUUAUCUCUAUACCUUGGAAGGAAAGAAGGAACAUUUCACGGACACGGGAUUAUCCCAUACGUAGUAUUAUGAAAUAAAAAAACAGUAGUUAGUUGCCAACAGAUAGGCAAAUUGCUGAUAGGCUAGGCUAAACAUGAAAUGAGAAACGAAG